GUUGUGAUUGUGGUUCUUGGUGACUUGGGACACUCUCCGAGAAUGGCAUACCAUGCCAGGAGUUUCCAAAAGCUAGGUUAUCAGGUAAAUCUUUGUGGCUACCUCGAAAGUGAUCUUCCCGAGUUCCUCUCAUCGCCAGAUAUCUCGAUCUAUGAUAUUCCUGUCAUAAAAAAUACGAAAAAGUUACCUUACCUUAUGUUUGCCAUCUGCAAAGUGAUUUCGCAGAUUGUGGAACUGACAACAUUGCUGAAAGAUGUUUUGGAUGAUAGUACACGGUUUGUUCUAAUACAGAACCCACCGUCACUUCCUGUGCUCUUCAUUCUUGGGGUGCUUAAGAGAUACUGGGUGCCAAAUGUCAAAAUUGUGAUUGACUGGCACAAUUUGAAUUGGAGCAUUUUGAAUAUGAAGUAUCAAAAUGAGAACCACCCGGUGGUUAGGCUAAUGAAACUGUAUGAAAAACUUUGCAGCACUUACUUUGCAGACUUGAACCUGACAGUCACUGCAGCUCUGAAAAAAUAUUUGAUCAAGCAGUUUGAACUUAAUGAAGACAAGAUCGUCACUCUCUACGAUCGUCCGAGUAGCAUUUUUGAGCCUUUAAACUCUCAACAAUCUCUACAAAAGAUUGUAAACAAGAAUUUAGCUUUGUUCUCUGAACUCGGUUACAAUCAGGUCACCGAUAGAAUCCUCAUCACUUCUACAUCAUUUACUCCAGACGAGGAUUUUACUGUCCUUGUGGAUGCCUUGGUGGAACUAGAGAAGACGAUGCUUUUGCAGAAAUCAAAAUUGAAGAUUAUAAUGAUAGUCACAGGAAAAGGACCUAUGCAGCCACAAUUUUUGCAUUCAAUAAAAUCUCAUAAUUGGGAACAUAUUAAAAUCAGGUCUGUUUGGCUUCCUAUCACAGAGUACCCAAAUAUCUUGAAGAUUGCGGAUCUCGGAAUAUCUUUGCAUUACUCAUCUUCCGGUCUUGAUCUUCCUAUGAAGAUUGUAGAUUUGUUUGGCUCUGGUGUGCCUGUUUUGAGCAUGAACUAUCCUGCAAUCAGUGAACUUGUGAAAGAUGGUGUGAAUGGCAUGACAAUGCAAAGAAACAAAGAUGGCAAAGAAAUGGCAGACAAAAUUUACAACAUCUUUUUCAAUGACAAACCAUCCUACAUUAAAAUAAAAGAGGGGGCUCUUUUAGAAAGCCAAAGGCGCUGGGAUAAUGAGUGGAACGAAAAGCUUUCCAAGAUGUUU
Messenger RNA from Pichia membranifaciens NRRL Y-2026, 1230 nucleotides. RefSeq lists its product as hypothetical. The annotation marks the transcript as partial. The record is from RefSeq and is a predicted model, not a curated record. Lineage: Eukaryota; Fungi; Ascomycota; Pichiomycetes; Pichiales; Pichiaceae. The transcript has a single exon. Gene Ontology annotation, molecular function: mannosyltransferase activity. Gene Ontology annotation, cellular component: endoplasmic reticulum.